UGGGAAGAUGCCUGUGCAGUUUGAAGCCUUUUGCUCAGGGGGCCUGGUCCCAGGCUGGAGUCUGAUCGUCCAGGGUCAGUCCAACUCCAAAGAUGAUGAGUUUGAAAUAAACUUCCUCUCUGAGUCAGGUGAAAUCGCUUUCCACUUCAAACCUCGAUUCUCCAAUGGCACCUUGAUCUUCAACUCCUUCCAGGGCAGUCGUUGGGGUGAAGAGGAAGUUUACAACGUCUUCCCUCUGGAGCUAAAGGAACCAUUCGAGAUUGAAAUCUUUUCAGAUUCAGAGUAUUUCCAUGUCUUCAUUCAAGAGAACAAGGUGGCACAGUAUGAGCACCGUCUGAAGCCACUGGCCUCCAUCACCAAGGUGCAAGUGUUGAAUGACCUCAGAUUCCCAUUGGUGGAGCUUUCCAAGAAGCGCCUCUAUCUGGGAGAUGGGAGGCUCUAACCUGCUGCUGAAAAUCACUGGUGUUGGAAAGAGAUUCAAGCCCUAACCAUGCCGAGAGAUCUCCAAGGAUGCCAGGGAGCAGCAGUGCCCACCAGAGACAGAUGUGUGUGUUUGUGUGAGUGUGUGAGUGCUUUUCUUGACAGGAGAGGCACUUUAGCCCAUUGGCUUCACCAAUAAAAACUGAAACAACUCCUGGGAAAGUGGGUGGUGAGCUGUUAUGGGGUGAGGGAGGGCAGAGGAAGGAUGGGGAUGGUCAGCUGGGUGAGGAAUUCCACUCCUUGGAGUCUUUGAUCCUCACCCCCUUAGAACACAGCUUCUGCCUUUUUUUUUUAACUCUGCCUUGGGGGAUGGAAGGGGAGCAGCACCAUUCUGAGCCCUGGGAAACACUGCCUAGUCACCUGGUCUCCUGGGAAAAGAUCUGUCUAGCUCAUCACUCAAACAUUUAUGGACCCCUCACCCGGCAGAAGGACUCCACUGCUGAACUUCUAAAAAUUUGGAAGAGAUGAACCUCACAGAGUGUUUUAACAUUCACAAAUACUCUACAUAUGUGGUUUUAUUAUUUGAGCCUAAUACCAACACUGUGAGGUACAUAGAACAAGUACUAUUAUACCCAUCUUACAGAUGGGAAAUCGAAUCUCAUGAAGGUAAAGUGACUUGGUGAGGGUCCCAAAUAGCCAGAGCUGACUCCAAAUCCUGUGUAACUAUUCACUACAUGAAGUAAAUACAUAGUACAAAACGUGUUUUAUCCCUGUUGACCCAGGCCACUACUACAUAGGAAAAUAGAUUUAGAGCUGAAAGAAACUCUGGACACCAUCAAGACCAGCAUUCUCAUCUUACAGAUGAGGAAACUGAGGUGCAGAGAGAUGCCAUGGGUCACACAGCUAAUAAGUUAAUGAGGCAGAAUGCAAACCCAGGUUUUCCCGACCCCCAAGUUGAGCACUCUGUCUACUAUUCCACAUAAGAUUUAGAAAAAGGUGGGUCCCUCAAGUAGUAAGGUUGGUAAGUGCCAGGGUCAUGAUUCCAACUCAAGGCUUCUGACUCCAAAAUCAUUUCAAAUUCCCACACUGGUCUCCUCAACAGGGACUUGACAGAUAGCCUGGUCUUUUAUGAAACACAUUUAAACCCUGUUGGUGGGAGGUUUAAUUCCUACAAAGGUUACCACAGGUGGCUUAUCUCACUCUUUUUUAAAUAGUUUUUUAUUUUUUUCCAAUUACAUGUAAAGACAAAUUUUAACAUUUUAAAAAAAAUUUGAGUU
Phascolarctos cinereus (koala) is the source of this 1697-nucleotide messenger RNA. Lineage: Eukaryota; Metazoa; Chordata; Mammalia; Diprotodontia; Phascolarctidae. The record is from RefSeq and is a predicted model, not a curated record.